UUUCAGGCCACUUUUCUGCAGAUUUCCUUCCAUGUUUCCGUGAAAACCGUCCGCGGUCCGUCCACGCAGCGAGGCCGCCGGGGCGAAGCGAGCCGCCUGGGGGGCACCGACGGCGGCAUGUCGGAGAGAACCGGAGCCGUCUGGAUGUGACUGGUCGGCGGGGAGAAGCCUCCGAGGAGCCCCGCUGCUGAAGAGGAUGGAGGAAGAGAAGGAGACGUCAGAGGAGAAGGAGGAAGAGGAGGAGCUUCAUCACCACAUGGCGGCGGCGGCGGCGUCCUCCGUGGACCAGCAGGACCUUCCCAUCAUGCACUGGGAGGACCUGAGCCAGCGGAUCGCAGAGCUGGAGAAGCAGGAGCAGGAGAGGAGGGCGAAGAGGGCGACGGGGGUGAAGACGGAGGACGAGGAGGAGGACUUCAGGAGGCGUCGAGUCGCCGUCGUCACGUCACGAUUUUCCAGCCACAGAAACCUUCAGCUGUGUUUCAUCAACGACAGCGACAGCGACGAGGACGAAGGAGGCAGCAGGAAGGUUCCCAUGGGAACGAAACGCAACGGUUGCCAUGCCGCCGGGCUGAAACAGGAAGUGGCCACGGCUCUGAGGACGCUGAGAGACGAGCUGCUGGCUGAACAGAAGGAGCAGGAGCAUCUGGCCGGCAGCAGCUGCGUUGCGAAGCGGAAACAUCUGGAGCUUUGGGAGCUGCAGCAGCGUUCGGUUCAGCAGCUCAGCGGCCUGAAGGCGUCGCUGGAGCGCGACGUUCACGCUCUGAGCUCUGAGCUGGUGACCCACCUGCUGGUUCGAGACCAGCUGAGGACGAAGCAGGACGCCAUGCUGCUGGACGUCCAGGACCUGACCUAACGCCGGGCCGAGAGCUUCGUCCACCGGGACCAGAUCGGGACUCGUUUACCGCUAACAAUGAAAACUGGCUCAGUCCGUCUGAUCCGACAGAAUCCAGCAGCGUCUGUUCAGAGUUGAUUUCAUUUGUUCUCUGGGACCCAAAACCAAGUUCUGUGAAACCAUUCUGGCUCGAUCUUCGCUGUCAGGAAAAGAAAACAAACUCUUCUCUGGAAAUCCACCAGAAUGAUGGAAUGGACACGUUUUUAAUUAGUGGCCCUAAAAAAAGGAAGCAAGUGUAAAAAAA
Molecule: messenger RNA, 1136 nt
Organism: Stegastes partitus (bicolor damselfish)
Lineage: Eukaryota; Metazoa; Chordata; Actinopteri; Pomacentridae
Product: schwannomin-interacting protein 1
Exons: 7
Coding region: 197-853 (218 amino acids)
Biological process (GO): positive regulation of hippo signaling
Cellular component (GO): cell junction; plasma membrane
Source: RefSeq, a predicted model, not a curated record